Molecule: messenger RNA, 2917 nt
Organism: Phytophthora nicotianae INRA-310
Lineage: Eukaryota; Oomycota; Peronosporomycetes; Peronosporales; Peronosporaceae
Exons: 3
Coding region: 694-2514 (606 amino acids)
Source: RefSeq, a predicted model, not a curated record
CUCAAGCCAUCCGGAGUCCUGACAGCAGAACCUACAGGUCAGAACUCGGUCAUGUUUGGCAUCGUACGUUGUGUAGCAUUAUGAAGGAGCUCAGCAAGAUGAAGCUUGACGUUGUAGGUUUCUGGAGGGCGUUCAUAGUCUCCUUAGUCACCAAGGAACAACGUGGGCAGCGAUGUCCCCAUCGAGUUGAUGGUCUCCAUUACCAUCUGGCAACUCAGGUUCGUGCUUCUGUAGACCCCCUGCUUCGCCAGAAAGGUUGGUCCACCUGGCCCCGGUCUCUGGUCGCAAGUAAACUCCCACGACAGUCGCGCUCGCGGCAUCGACGCCGUCAUUCGCGCUUCGAAGCCACCUCGUGCACACGAACUUGCUCACGAAGACUCAACUCGCAUUUUUCGUGCCUGUUCGAGGAAGAGCCAACGCGGCCGGGCUCUCGUGUAUCGCGCACCUGUCUGAUCGGGUGUCUGUGUCACAGCCUCGAUCUGUUUCCGAGUCACUUCCGGACUUCCGUGUCUGCUUGUGCCAUUCCAGCCCCAGGAUAUCGUCCGUCGGUCUGCCAGGCUCAAGCUUUUCAAGGUCUCUUCAUUACUUUCCGGACGCAACCCCAGUGCACUAUCGCCGGAAACCUACGCCACCUCUUCGUUUCCUGAGAUUUGCUUCAUACACGUCGAAACUUCAGUCACAACCGGAGCGGCGAUGGGGGAGAUCAUCGUCUCGGAGCGAGAGCGGCUCGACCUGAUUCAGCAGGGCGACCACGUCUUCCUGGAGGCUCAGGAGCGGCUCUACGAUGCCAAGAAGCAGCGAGCGGUCCCCGAGUCCAAGGACAGAGUCGUCUCGACGCUCGACACCUUCACCGUUUAUGGCUCGCUGGAUGAAGUCACGGAAUUGUAUUUGAACACUGACAAGAAGAUGGUGCUGGACUUCUCCGAGUCACGAGAGCUUGCAGUGCUCAAACCCGACACCAUGCAACGUCCGCUUGACCGUACGAGUCUAAGAUGGGCGCUGAGUCACUCGCCCAGUCGCCUCAUAGCCAAGGACCAGGACUUUUGCUAUCUCGAGAUCAUGAAGCCGUACGGCACGGCAGACGGACGUCGAGGCUGGGCCAAAGUAUCGCACUCGAUCAAGCACAAGGCGUGUCCAGAGUUUAGGAACUCACAAGGUGUCGAUGUGAACCGAGCGGAGCUGUUGUAUUGUGGACUGUUCUUUGAAGAGACGGACGCAUUAGGAGUGCUGAAUGCCACCGUGUACUAUAACACCAAAGGGGACACGACUCCGUCCGUGUUGAUGCCGAUGGUGCAGAAGGCACGCAGUAAGCGGACUAUUGAGCUGGUGAAUCAUUACCUCAAGAUGUCGAAUAUGAUUCUUAAGUCCAGGAAGAUCUCGCUUACUAGAGCUCUACAGCUGCAAGGAGAGAAACGCUGCGCCGCCUGUGCCAACUACUUGUCCAUGUGGAAACCCAAGGACAAAUGCGUCAUGUGCGGAUCGUACUUGUGCGAUAAAUGCACCGACAUUGUGACUCGGAACUACCGAGUCGAUGAUGCUAAAGGACAAGUUGCGUGUUUCUCGUGCUCACACCGACGCGGCAAGAAAAUUAUGCUGGAGACGGAGACCGGAUACAACGAUCUAGACUCCAGCGGCAAUAGCGGCUCCGCUGUCAAGGUCUUCACGAAGACACACAGCAUCUUGGAAUCGGAUCAACAAGGUGGACUGCGAGAUGGCAGCAUUUCAUCCUUAAACAGCGAGGAGCAACCAAGGUGGUUUGACGACGAAGGGAAGCCGUCACUGGAGCUUGCUCAGGACCAACAGCAACAACAACCGAAGCCUCAGCGCCAAGAGCCUCCACAACAGAAGCCUCAGCGGCUAGAACCACCACAACAGCACCGACCACAGCAGAUGCCUCAACAGCGGAAACUGUCCAAGCAAACGUCGACUCCGGCUCGCAGUUCAGAGUUCAUUCCUCACCAGACGUUCUUCCUGCCGACGGACCAAGAAGAACAGCAGCGACGACGUUGUAAUACGCGCGUGUCAACUCGGCGUCCAGCGAAGGCACUGGACGAGGACUUCAUUGCACGGCGUCGAAGUCGAACAACGGGCAACUCGAGACUGUCAAGCAGAGCGAAGCCAACGGGUUGUGCGCCCGGGACGGUGCCCAGUAAACCGAAGGAGUCUCCGAUCACGUUCGAUACGCCAGUAGAGGAGCCGAUGGACUUCGCCCCGGUGGGUAACCAAGUGGGCCUCAAUCUCGAGGAAUUGAAUUACCGGAUGCGACGCUAUACGACUAACGCUAUUCCGGUUCAACCGAUGGAUUGGACAGACCAAGGAGUUCGAACUUCCACGCGCUGCCACACCGUAGAUGGAACACGCAAGCACGAGCGCUACCAGCAGCCAAACAGGUUGUCAGCACGACCAUCUGCGCCAGCAUUUACACCGGCCAUGAUGGACUUUACGAAGACACCUUCGAUCAGGUACUCGAAACAAAACCCAUGUGAUCUAUCGUAUUUGGCCAGCUUCAAGUAGACGACAAUAAGCAAGACAAAAAUCAAGACAACAAUGGAACAAUGAAAAGGAGAGAUGAAGAAUACCAAGAAAGGAACACCAAGAUAAGCAGUGCAACAGGAUGCUGCAAAGGCAAACGUAAACAUGAUAUUGAGCUAAAGUGAUGGUCUUGCUGUGCAAGUUGCAGGCCAACGACACGAUGUUUGGACCAGAAAGGUGGCUGCAUUUGAACUGAGCGCUUCUCAGCUGAUGUAUCCUUUGACCAGAUCUGGUUCUGUUAGUUCAAGCACAGAUUGCGGCGCUUCUGGGCAAGGUUAAGCGUAAGGAGACACCUUCAUGUUAGUGAGACAUCCGUGCAAGAGGUGACGUUCUUCUCCAUCCUUUGAGCUGCGCUGACUCAACCUUCGAUGCAUCCGCAACGCUG